UCUUUUUCCGCGCCCCCCCCGCCUGUCUGACGCGCGGUGCCUUGUGGGAAGAAGGAAGCGUUCCGCCGUCUUGUUGUUUUCCUUCUCGACUCGGGGCCGCUAAUCGCGGGGGGAUCGAAGCCAAGAUGCCGGAGCGGGACAGUGAACCGUUCUCCAAUCCUCUGGCUCCAGAUGGCCAUGAGAUGGAUGAUUCUCAUUCAUUUCAUCAAUCUAAACUAACCAAUGAAGACUUCCGCAAGCUUCUUAUGACCCCACGGGCAGCACCAACAUCUGCACCACCUUCCAAAUCUCGCCAUCAUGAGAUGCCUCGUGAAUACAAUGAAGAUGAAGAUCCAGCUGCCCGCAGAAGAAAGAAAAAAAGCUACUAUGCAAAGCUACGGCAACAAGAGAUUGAGCGAGAGAGGGAGCUGGCUGAGAAGUAUAGAGACCGUGCCAAGGAGAGAAGAGAUGGUGUGAAUAAGGACUAUGAAGAAACAGAGCUGAUUAGCACAACUGCCAACUAUAGGGCAGUAGGACCCACCGCGGAAGCGGAUAAAUCAGCUGCAGAAAAAAGGCGGCAGUUGAUUCAGGAGUCCAAAUUCUUGGGUGGUGACAUGGAGCAUACUCACUUGGUGAAGGGUCUGGAUUUUGCUUUGCUGCAGAAGGUCCGUGCUGAGAUUGCCAGCAAAGAAAAGGAAGAAGAGGAAAUGAUGGAAAAGCCCCAGAAAGAAACUAAAAAGGAUGAAGAUCCAGAAAACAAAAUUGAAUUCAAGUCUCGUUUGGGUCGUAACAUCUACCGGAUGCUGUUCAAGAAUAAGUCAUAUGAACGGAAUGAGCUGUUCCUGCCAGGAAGGAUGGCCUAUGUGGUGGAUCUUGAUGAUGAAUAUGCAGACACAGAUAUCCCCACAACUUUGAUCCGAAGCAAGGCUGAUUGUCCUACCAUGGAGGCUCAGACCACUCUGACUACAAAUGACAUUGUUAUCAGCAAACUUACCCAGAUUCUUUCCUACCUGAGGCAGGGCACCCGCAACAAAAAGCUCAAGAAGAAGGACAAAGGAAAACUGGAUGAGAAGAAGCCACCAGAAGCGGACAUGAAUAUUUUUGAGGACAUUGGAGAUUAUGUGCCAUCUGCGGCAAAGGUGCCUCGAGAGAAGGAGCGUGAGAGAUACAGGGAACGUGAGCGAGAGAGAGAACGAGAGAGGGAACAUGAGCGAGAUCGUGAACGAGACAGAGAGAGGGAACGGGAACGUGAGGAAGAGAAGAAAAGACACAGCUACUUUGAGAAACCCAAAGCUGAUGAUGAGCCUUUGGACGUUGAUAAAGGACCUGGCUCAGCCAAAGAGUUGAUUAAAUCAAUUAAUGAGAAGUUUGCUGGUGCUGGUGGCUGGGAAGGGACAGAGUCUUUGAAAAAAACUGAAGACAAAAAGCAACUGGGUGACUUCUUUGGGAUGUCAAACAGCUAUGCUGAAUGCUACCCUGCAACAAUGGAUGACAUGGCAGUGGACAGUGACGAAGAAGUAGACUACAGCAAAAUGGAUCAGGGAAACAAAAAAGGGCCCCUUGGCCGGUGGGACUUUGACACACAGGAAGAGUACAGCGAGUAUAUGAACAACAAAGAAGCUCUGCCCAAAGCGGCAUUCCAGUAUGGAAUCAAGAUGUCUGAAGGACGCAAGACCCGUCGAUUCAAAGAGACCAAUGACAAGGCUGAAUUGGAUCGGCAAUGGAAGAAGAUCAGUGCAAUAAUCGAGAAAAGAAAGAAGAUGGAGGCUGAUGGGGUUGAGGUGAAGAGACCAAAGUAUUGAAGCUUCCAUCCUUUUGGCUGUAUUCCUGAAGUCAAGCUACAGCAGGGAUGUGGCUGUGAUGGAAGUGUUUUGAAGUUCUUCUGCUCUGGAGCAAAGCCAGUUGGAUGCCUGUGUUCAGCAUUGUGUGGGGCCCAGAAAGGGCCCAGAUUCUGAAGAGCCUUGGAGACUCUGUAUUGUCUUUUAUUUCCUGCAGCAGUGCCUGUUUUACAGGAACCUGCACUUUAGAUUUUGUGAUUUGUGAUUCUUGUACAUGCAAUAAAAUCUGCACUAACAUUUACGUUA
Molecule: messenger RNA, 2063 nt
Organism: Pogona vitticeps (central bearded dragon)
Lineage: Eukaryota; Metazoa; Chordata; Lepidosauria; Squamata; Agamidae
Gene: IK
Product: IK cytokine
Source: RefSeq, a predicted model, not a curated record